This is a messenger RNA of Cyclocybe aegerita, 720 nucleotides long. The record is from the annotation of a GenBank genome assembly. Lineage: Eukaryota; Fungi; Basidiomycota; Agaricomycetes; Agaricales; Hemipholiotaceae.
AUGUCUGCGCCGUCAAGCUCCGGUUACCCCGAUGUUCGUGCGGCGUCUGCACUGGUCUCCACCAUGCUGUCGCGCCCGUCCUAUCUCAGUCCUUUUGCCCUCGAUUGCCUGGCCAAUGCUAGCGAUCGAGGGGGCCCUAUCCCACCCAGCUCCCCAACGCUGCCAGUGGGCGACGCAUCCCAUCUCCCCGCGCCCACCCCCGUCUCGCAAGACAGCAAUACCACCAUUGUCUCAGCUCACGCUGUCUCUGAAUACGAGAAAGUAACCUACUACAACGGCAUCGCCGAGGAGGGCGAACACCCUGACCUCCUAUACCGUACCGGAUCGGAUAAGUAUCCCUGGAUCAAGCCCGCAGCUGACAGACAGGACCACCUGCCCACCAAGUCGCUUCGCCAAGUCCACGGCACCCCGCUCAACAAGGUUUGGAACACUGUUGGUCUCCAAGUUUGUGAGCUGGUGAAAAGCGCUGUGGGGACUCGCUUCUCCAUCGAUCCUGCCCGCUUCGCCACCUGCAUCCAUGGACAGGAAGGGGAGAGCACUCUCGGUCCCGUUGUAAUUUGGGUUGCGGUCUCUCCCGGCUCUACCUCGGCUGACACUGCCCACGAAGCCUCCCUGGCCAUCCUCGAACUGCUCUGGAAGAAUGGGAUUAAGGACGUGGAAGUCGAGUGGUGUGAGGCAGUCACAUUCAGGAUGGGGGAUCCAGCCAGGGGCGUCUGGUGA